AUGAGUUCCGAGAAGAACGCAACCACGCCAACCCCCGUGUUGUGCGAUAACAAUUGCGGGUUCUACGGGAACCCCGCGAACAACAACCUGUGCUCAAAGUGUUACCGAGAGUUCCAAGAAAAGAAGAAAAAAGAAAUAUCCGACAUGGAGAAGAUAAACGAAAAAAAUAUCACAGAAAAUUUGCAUAAUUACAAAAAAAUAAAUAGCCUAAUGGAGCCAAGUUAUAUAAGUGAUAAAAAGAUCGAAGCGGAAAAGCCGACUUUUAUGGAAAAUGAAAAGCCCUCCCUACCUGAGGAGAAACAGCCUACCUCCACCAACUUAAACAUAAACAAAGUCGAAACGGAGGAAAAUCAAAAUAAUGGUAGUAACCAAAACACCAGCGGAAGUAGCUCUAUUAGUGAUGCUCCCAACGCGACAAACGAACAGAGCAGCAGUAGCAAAGUCAACAAACCCGAGGACAGGGAAAAAUGCUUCUUCUGUUGCAAGCGCGUAGGUCUUUUGGGAAUUAAGUGCAGAUGCAACCACUACUUCUGCUCUCUUCACAGAUAUGCUGAUGCGCAUAACUGCACCUUUGAUUAUAAAAACUAUCACAAGCAGCAGUUAAUAAAAAAUAACGUCAAGGUUGUUGCAGACAAGGUGAAGAAAAUAUGA
Messenger RNA from Plasmodium inui San Antonio 1, 651 nucleotides. RefSeq lists its product as hypothetical. Bases 1 to 651 code for a protein of 216 amino acids. Lineage: Eukaryota; Apicomplexa; Aconoidasida; Haemosporida; Plasmodiidae. The record is from RefSeq and is a predicted model, not a curated record. Gene Ontology annotation, molecular function: zinc ion binding; DNA binding. The transcript has 2 exons.